CCCUCGUUGGCUCUGAUUUGGUACGUCAGGUAUGGCUCCAGCCUGUUUUCUAGAUGUGCGCAUAAGGGUGCCAUCCGAACCCCUUUAAGGCUUAAGGUACAAAACACAGUCUCCCCCAAGUCCAAGGUCGAGUUGUUGCUCGAAAUCCUGCAGCGGAGAACCAUCAACACGCACCAUGCCAUUCGAAAGAGUGCUCAUAUGCGGAGCAGGCGUAUCAGGUUCGAUACUAGCUUUUUGGCUUGCCAGACAUGAUUUUCAAGUGGUGGUCGUCGAACGAUCGAAGGCCGAACAGAAAGCCGGACAAGGAAUCGAAAUCGAAGAACCAGCAUUGAAAGUGGUCAAGCUGAUGGGCAUCAUGGACAAGCUCAAUGAAAAGAGAACGGGCGAAAUGGGAUUCGACCUUGUCGACCAGCAAUCUCGUUCAUACGGCAUUUUCGAGGUCGGUGGUAUUAGUCCUACGGGUGCCCUCGAGCUUAUGCGAGGUGACCUGACGGAAGUUCUCUGCAAAGCUGCCGACGCAUUCGCCAACGUCACCUAUCAAUUUGAGACCACCAUUCAGAGUCUAAGACAAACACAAGGCAAAGUCAUCGUCGAGCUAGAAAACAGAAACAGCAAAACCACCAAGACCGAGGAAUUCGACUUCGUGAUAGGCGCCGAUGGAGUCAAAUCCCGUACGAGGCAACUUGUCAUGGGCUCGCCUGAGCAGCUCGAUUGUUUCAAGCCUGUCGGCGCGUUCACUGCAUACUUCUCGAUCCCGAAAGAAAAGCAGGAUUGGCCCAAUUCCCGACUAUGCCAUUUCACAGACCGGCGAGUCGUAUGGUUGCGUCCAGUCGGGAAGGAAUCUGAGACGACAUCGGUAUACCUCAUUUACGUUCAUGAUGACGUACCCGCGCUAGGACGAGCAAACGCUGCUGGUGACAGACAGAAGCAAAAGGAAGCCUUCGCUGAAGUGUACAGUGGCUUGGGCUGGGAGACACCACGGGUCGUUGAGCAGAUGAUGAAAUCCGACAAUUUUUAUUCGGACGAGCUUGUGCAGGUCAAACUGCAGAAGUGGUCUCAGCACCGUGUCGCGCUCGUUGGUGAUGCGGCUUGGGCGCCGUCUCCGUUCACUGGUGAAGGAAAUCAGUUGGCGAUCAUCGGCGCUUGGGUACUGGCUCAGGAAAUGUCGAGAAAUCGAAGUCCGGUGGCAUUUGAGAUGUACGAGAAGAGACUGCGCUCGUAUGUGGAAAAUGCUCAGAAGAUACCACUUGGCGGUCGCGCCCCAUACCUUUUCGUGCCGCAGACGACUUGCGGCAUCUGGCUGCUUCGGGCAAUCCUGUGUCUUCUUUCAUGGACCGUCCGUUUCAUUUCGUGGACGAAGAUAUCGAAGAUGUUUCCAGAUCGGCAGCAAGAGGAUCAUCAUCCCACAUUUGAUUUGGAGGUUGAUGAGGCUGAGGAAGCAAAGGUGGCACGGUGAAACUUCUGCACGGGAUGUGCCUUGCUGCCGUUCGUAAGAGGGUCACCCAGGGCGCUUCAAGGGCGAGGGAGUUCGAGGAUCGGAGCACAGCUGGACAACGAUCCUGGAGGGGUGUCGUCAAGCAGGUCAGACGUUUGAUGCCUUGAAACGGCGCAACAUUUUUGUACAGGAAUAUCGGCAUGCACGGCGCAUGGAUGGAUCGCUCUGGUAUCAUAUCGCCUCUCAAUCACACCUUCUGGAAAGUCGGAGUUGGUGGAGUUAUAUGAAAGUCGCAACAAACAACAAUUAAACCUAAGACGUAUGAAAAGACAGUGUCCACUAAGGUACGGCUUGUGCAAGCGAGCCCAAGGUGUCUCUGACAGUCUACUUAUCUCCUCCCAGCUACCUACGUAUGAUAUUAGAAUCUUCGGGAGCGGACGAGACUCUCAUCUCAGAAUCAAUUGCGUCCAUGCAGACAUGGCUUCGGUUAGAGGUCUG
Exophiala xenobiotica is the source of this 1933-nucleotide messenger RNA. RefSeq lists its product as uncharacterized. The transcript has a single exon. The coding region runs from base 176 to 1456 and encodes 426 amino acids. Gene Ontology annotation, molecular function: FAD binding. The record is from RefSeq and is a predicted model, not a curated record. NCBI's taxonomy places the organism in Eukaryota, Fungi, Ascomycota, Eurotiomycetes, Chaetothyriales, Herpotrichiellaceae.